This is a messenger RNA of Oncorhynchus nerka (sockeye salmon), 1895 nucleotides long. Its product is annotated as carbohydrate sulfotransferase 12-like. The record is from RefSeq and is a predicted model, not a curated record. Gene Ontology annotation, biological process: carbohydrate biosynthetic process; proteoglycan biosynthetic process. Gene Ontology annotation, molecular function: sulfotransferase activity. Bases 104 to 1327 code for a protein of 407 amino acids. NCBI's taxonomy places the organism in Eukaryota, Metazoa, Chordata, Actinopteri, Salmoniformes, Salmonidae. Gene Ontology annotation, cellular component: membrane. The transcript has 6 exons.
UUUGUGAACAGCCUCUCGGUCUGGACACAAAUAAGCUGCUUGCGCAUCUCAGCUGACGCGGCGGGAACGGGGAGAGCUCGAGACCCUGGCGGAGGGUGUCAACAUGGGGAAGUGGAGGUGGUUCCGUGUCUCUCUGGUUCUGGGUUCAGUCUUUAUGAUCCUGUUGAUUAUUCUCUACUGGGACGACGUUGGAGCCUCUCACCUCUACCUGCCCCCCCUCUCCCCCCGGCCCGCCCCUCACCACUCCCCCACACACCCAACCCCCUACUUCCUCUCCGACAUCAAUGCCUUCGUAAACCAGUUCCUGGAGGGAACCAAUGAUCCUACAGAUUCCGCCCCCCCAGACUCUGCCAACCAAUCAGAGCACGCUGAGGAGCGGUAUGUUCCCCGGAGGGAGUGGAAAGUCCAUCUGACGCCCAUCGACCCCGAGAAACGACUAGGACAGGAGAGAAGGCGGCAGCGUCUCCAUGACCUCUGUCACCAUGGUGAUGACCUGGCUUUUCCGGGGAAGAACCGUUCGUUUGACGACAUCCCCAACAGGGAGCUGGAUCACCUGAUCGUCGACGACCGCCACGGUAUCAUAUACUGCUACGUCCCCAAGGUGGCGUGUAGUAACUGGAAGAGGAUCAUGAUCGUGCUCAGUGAGAGUCUGCUCCAGGAGGGAGUUCCGUACAGGGACCCUCUGGCGGUUCCUCAGGAGAUGGUCCACAACAGCAGCCUCCACUUCACCUUCAACAAGUUCUGGAAACGCUACGGGAAGUUCUCACGACACCUGAUGAAGGUGAAGCUCCAGAAGUACACUAAGUUCCUGUUCGUCAGAGAUCCGUUCGUCCGCCUCAUCUCAGCGUAUCGGAACAAGUUUGAGCAGCCCAACGAGGAGUUCUACCGCCGAUUCGCUCUGCUCAUGCUCCGUCGCUAUGGUAACCACUCUGAACCUCCCGCGGCAGUGGGCGACGCGUUUCCUGCGGGAAUCCGCCCCUCCUUCUCAGAGUUUGUCCAAUACCUACUGGACCCCAAGACGGAGAGCGACGCCCCCUUCAACGAGCACUGGAGACAGGUCUACCGGCUAUGCCACCCCUGUCAAAUACAGUAUGACUUUGUGGGUCAGCUGGAGACGGUUGAGGAGGAUGCUGAACAGCUGCUGAGGGUUUUGAAGGUGGACAACGUGGUUGACUUCCCCCCCUCUCACAGGAACCACACGGCCAGCAGCUGGCAGGAGGACUGGUUCAACAGGGUGCCCCUAGUGGCCAGGAGGGGUCUCUACAGGCUGUAUGAACCAGACUUCAGACUGUUUGGCUACUCCAGACCAGACUCCCUGCUAGACUGACUGACUACAACUACACUCAGAAAAAAUGGCUUUUCUAAAAGGGCUCUUUUCUUGUCCCCAUAGGAGAACCCUUUUUGGUCCCAGGUAUAACUUUUUGGUGGUGAAACAGGUUCUACUUAGAACCUUUUAGUGAUGAAACUGUUCCACGUAGAACCUUGAAUUAAUUAAACCGUUCUACUUGGAACCAAAAAUAGCUAUUGUCAGUGGGUUCUCCUAUGGGGAAAAUCAAAGAAUCCUUUAUGGUUCCAGGUUGUACAUUAUUUUCUAAGACCAGCCAGCCAGAGUGCUGCAUCUUCUGCUCCUGUUCUGGACUCAGCAGGAGAACAGAGGAAAGUUAGAGUUAGGUUCAACUUCCUUUGGAGAAGACUUGGACUCCUGACUGCUGGAACCCUGGUGGCUUUGAUGUCAUCAUGGAACCCUGGUGUCUGUCAUGUCAUCAUGGAACCCUGGUGUCUGUCAUGUCAUCAUGGAAACCUGGUGUCUGUCAUGUCAUCAUGGAACCCUGGUGUCUGUCAUGUCAUCAUGGAACCUUGGUGUCUGUCAUGUCAUCAUGGAAACCCUGGUGUCU